AUGAUAGAACGCGAUACUCCUUGUUGCAACAAUGCUUAUCCAGAUCCCCCCAGACUAAGCACUACUAGCGAUGACACUGAAAACGAUUUGGGCUACGGCUUUAAUGUGUAUGUGAGCGCUGAUGCCAGCGUCGUGAAGCUGAAAGAAGUGAUCAAACGUGAAACUGAGGAGUACGAGCUCUUAAAGCAGCUGAAGGUGCCCGCGUCGGUCAAGGAGAUGCUGAUCCCAGAGAAUGAACUUGACCCGCUCAGUUUCGUGGGGGACGACGCCUACGGAUUCCCCAACAGGCACGACAAUGGACCCCGUGACAUUCAUCUCCUCGUCAAGCUGCCUGACAACUGGUCAAGAGAGCAAGAGUUGUGGAAUGAGACUUUAGCAUCUACGAGGAGGUCCGUAUCACGAUCUGCUGUCAGAAUGCUCUCAACGGAAGGAUACGAAGCACGAGUGAAAUCUACUUUUCUUCUCGACUGA
Messenger RNA from Phytophthora sojae, 471 nucleotides. RefSeq lists its product as hypothetical. Bases 1 to 471 code for a protein of 156 amino acids. The transcript is spliced from 6 exons. NCBI's taxonomy places the organism in Eukaryota, Oomycota, Peronosporomycetes, Peronosporales, Peronosporaceae. The record is from RefSeq and is a predicted model, not a curated record.